AUGUCUUCCUCCGCCGCGACCGAGACGCAACAAAUCGAGGCUACUGCGGCGAUACAAUUGCAACAGCAGCGAGAUUCGUCCUCUCUCGAUCCUAGUCCAGCGCACGAUCCUCCUCCUCCACCCGUUCCUUCGUCAGAUCCGCGACUCUCCAUCGACCAGGAUAGGAGUCCUGCGAACUCGACGCCCGCCGAUAACAACGAUGAGCACGACCUGUUCAAACUCAAGCCAUCUGAGGCACUGCAGCUUCUCAGCGCCAACGUCGAGCUGCUAGUUCGCAUCACCGGCGAUGUCCCUCCAACACCUCCACCGAAGACGCCCACCGAUCCUCAGAUGAGUAACAUGCAGGUCGAGAAAGAGAAUAUUGCGCGAUCACACUCGGAGAAGAGCUUGGCACGACUUCGGGCCCAGGCUCUGCGGGAAGAGCAGGAAGAGAAGCUUAGAAAGCAGCGUCAUCAGCAGCAGAUACAGGAGAAGCUGCAGAAGCUCGGCCAGAAGAGUGGCUCGUCGUCGGUAGGCAAUCUAAGCAAACUUCAGGCGUACAGCGCGUCCAUGUCAGCACAGCUGAUAGCCCAGCAGGACGCUUAUGCGCAAUCGAUCGACGGCGUGCGAUUGAAACACAGCUCUCUGCGACACGCGAACCCUUCGUCAUCCGCCCCGAACCUGCAUCCUCCGGAACCCUACAUCGUCGUCGGGGCUGACUCGCAGCCGUUGAACCUGCAGCACGGCGCCAUCACCCGCAAGUUCUACAGCAAAAACGAACCUCCCAUCUCGGUAAACCAGUAUCUUCUGCGGCUCCACCAGUUUUGUCCCAUGAGCACGGCCGUCUAUCUCGCCACGUCGCUGUAUAUCCACCGCCUUGCCGUUGAGGAGCGCGCGAUCCCCGUAACGAGACGAAACGCACAUAGACUAGUCCUCGCUGGCUUGCGGGUAGCCAUGAAGGCGCUCGAGGAUCUGUCCUAUCCGCAUACAAAGAUUGCCAAAGUCGGCGGUGUGAGUGAGGUCGAACUGGCGAGGCUAGAGAUUAGCUUCUGCUUCCUGGCCGGAUUCGAGCUAGUAGUGGGAGAAGAGCUGUUGAAAAAGCAUUGGCAGGUUUUGAGAGAGGGUAAAGUAGGGCGGAUGGUGGACGGCAUGGAGGUACCGCUACUGAAGCUGGAGAAAAAGAAGAAGAUGUCGCGUGAUGUCCAUCAGCUGAUGCAGUGAUUUGAUUUGCAUUUGCAUUUGCAUGGAGAGAGGGCUAUUGGCGACAAAAAAUUGCUUUUUUUUUCCUAGUCCGGGGAAUCGGAGUUUUUGGCAUUUCUUCUGGCUUUCCAUCUUCUUCUCCGUCUUCUCUCCUCGGUUUACAUUUUCUAGCUUGGCAUCUGGCAUCUUGCGUGCAUGGAGGAGAUGAAGAAAGCGACCAGUAGGGAAGUUCUUUCGGUAUUGGCUGGGUGGGCCUGGAACAUGCGAUAUGAGAACCAUCAAGUGUCUUGUUGGAUGAGCGGAGCUUUUCUUUCUUUUUUCAUUGUUUCUUAGAGAUACCCAAAUUGGGAGGUUAUUCCGCAGCGAUAGCUAUAUGACACUACCAUCUCUAUC
Messenger RNA from Trichoderma virens Gv29-8, 1572 nucleotides. RefSeq lists its product as uncharacterized. The coding region runs from base 1 to 1200 and encodes 399 amino acids. The record is from RefSeq and is a predicted model, not a curated record. Lineage: Eukaryota; Fungi; Ascomycota; Sordariomycetes; Hypocreales; Hypocreaceae. Gene Ontology annotation, molecular function: protein kinase binding; cyclin-dependent protein serine/threonine kinase regulator activity. Gene Ontology annotation, biological process: regulation of cyclin-dependent protein serine/threonine kinase activity. The transcript has a single exon. Gene Ontology annotation, cellular component: nucleus; cyclin-dependent protein kinase holoenzyme complex.